Lycium barbarum (goji berry) is the source of this 1947-nucleotide messenger RNA. RefSeq names its product protein PIN-LIKES 1-like. Gene Ontology annotation, cellular component: membrane. NCBI's taxonomy places the organism in Eukaryota, Viridiplantae, Streptophyta, Magnoliopsida, Solanales, Solanaceae. The coding region runs from base 345 to 1553 and encodes 402 amino acids. The transcript is spliced from 11 exons. Gene Ontology annotation, biological process: endoplasmic reticulum to cytosol auxin transport. The record is from RefSeq and is a predicted model, not a curated record.
UCCAUCAAAACUCUCACCAAUCAAAUGUCAAAAAAGAAAAAAAAUCCAUGAAAAUGACUUCACUCUGUACCAAUCACAGUAAAUAAUGUAUGGAUCUCCACAGUCUGAUGUGAAAAGGAAAUGUGGGGUCAAGUAUGUUAGAAAUGGAGAAACUGAGGGGUCUGAUGUGAAAAUAACUGAAACACUUCAAAGUCCUAUAUCUGAAACAACUGAUUCUUGAAUCAAUGUUCCAACUUCCAUAGUACCAAUUUGGAAAGUUAAAGAUUUUUGCGCGGGAAGCAGUUAUAACUUAUGCAUAUCGACUUGCAGGACGCCAUUUCUGAGGUUGUGGAAGAAUAUUUACUAUGAACAUUCAGGAAUUGUUUAUGCUGGCAUUAAUGCCUGUUCUAAAAACGCUGUUGAUUGCGGUUGUUGGCUUAUUUCUUGCCUUAGAUCGUGUGAGUAUUUUGACUGCAGAAGGACGGCACCAUCUGAACAAUCUUGUAUUCUACGUCUUCUUUCCAUCACUUUGUGCUAGUGGUCUCAUCAGUUCAAGUACAGUGACCGGCAUAUUUUCUUUGUGGUUUGUCCCAAUGAGUAUUCUUAUUACGUUUCUUGUUGGAUCAGCUCUCGGUUGGAUACUUGUCAAAAUCACUAGAACGCCUCACCAUUUGCAUGGCCUUGUUAUCGGUUGUUGCGCGGGAGGAAACAUGGGGAACUUGCCUGUCAUUAUAAUCCCAGCCAUCUGUGCCGAGAAAAACAAUCCGUUUGGAGAUCCAUUUACGUGCUCUAAAAAUGGAAUGGGUUAUGUAUCCCUCUCUAUGGGGAUAGGAGCUAUUGGUGUCUGGUCGUAUGUAUAUAAUAUCGUACGGGCAUAUGGAAAGAAGGAGGAUGGGGAUGUCUCAGCCUACUCUAGAUUAAGAGAAAAUCAGCAUGGUGAAACGUCAAAACAAUCCUUGGACAGUACUACAAGAACACUGCUACCAAGUAGUAACUCGAAGGUCGAUGAAGCUUCAGUUUCGUUACGUGCUGUCAUUGAGAAAAAGGUGAAAUCGUUGGUGGAAUAUAUCGACCUGAGUGUGGUUUUCAGACCCCCUACAAUUGCAACGAUUGUUGGCAUUAUCAUUGCUUCAGUCUCUCCAAUCCAAGAUAUCUUGGUUGGCUCUGGUGCUCCACUUCGUUUCAUCGAGAGUUCCGUUGUUUUGCUAGGGGAGGCAGCAAUUCCAUCCAUGACCAUUAUAAUGGGUGCAAAUCUUCUAAGAGGUUUCAAGCGAUCAGGAGUGGGAGUUUCACUUCUUUUUGGGAUCAUUGUAGUCCGAUUCAUUUUCUUGCCAAUCAUUGGCGUUGCUGUUAUUACGGCUGCAAAAAAUCUAGGCAUGGUGGGAUCAGAUCCUUUAUAUCACUUUGUUAUUCUCUUGCAAUAUGCGGUUCCACCUGCAAUGGCCAUAGGUACUAUCACUCAGUUGUUCGAAAUUGGUGAGACUGAAUGUUCUGUUAUCAUGUUCUGGAAUUACGCCGUGGCAUCAAUCGCGUUGACGCUUUGGUGUACAUACUUCAUGUAUAUCCUGUCUUGAAUACUUUUCAGUAGCUGCUUGUUAUAUUAUCUGAGGGGAGCCUUGGCGCAAUGUUAAGAGUUGUUGCCGUGUUACCAGGAGGUCACAGAUUCAAGUCAUGAAAAACAACCUCUUAAAGAAGUGCAAGUUAAUGCUACAUACAAUGGAUGCAGUGUGGUUCGACUCUUCCCCCAACUUCGCGUAUUGUGGGAGCUUAGUGCACUAGACUAUCAUUUUCAUGGCUAAUUUGUAAAAAAAUAAAAAAAAUAAAAAAUUUACGAGCUACAUAUUUUGUCAAUUGACUUGAGGAUGACAGUAUUGUACCAUAAUGUUCUCUUUGUCCGCUUUUCACUUUAUCUCUGGAAAUUCAGCGUGUAAAUUAUGUUUUUUUUUUCACUUAAGUGUGAUCUUAUGA